GGGCCGAGCCGGGCGGCGCUCCCCGGCUCCGGGGAUUUGGGUGCGCUGAGGCGUGAACUGGUUUUGGGCCGAGAUACGCGGCUCUCGGCAGGGCUGGGGCUAAACCAGGAAAACGGCCUGCGGGGAGCUCGUUGCAGAGCCAGAAAGUUCCAGAAAUGGAAAACUCGCUUCGUUUUAAAGCGGGGAGCAACACGGCGGCAUCUGACGGCUCUGCCGGGCCUGAGGCUUUCUGUAGUCCCUCGGCUGAUGCUUUGGGAGGGCGGUAACAGCGAGGUAGGGAGCGACUGUGGGCGCUGCCGGGUGCCUGGGACUCGACUCUGCUGUGAGGGCUGCGUGGCUGAACACCUUCCGUCUGCGUGGAUCCAGGCCUCCUGCUAGCUCGAUGGCAUUAAUCAAAAUUGCUCCGUCAGCUACAAGUCGCAGGAAGCACUUGAUUUGUUCUGAAGUUCACUUUUCCCAUCAGCCGCCUGGGUUUGAGAAUAAGAAGUCAGCUGAAACAAGCUGUUGGAUAUUCCACGUGAUGUUCUGUGCAGGAAAGGAAAGCUGUUGUUGUAAGGAGCAGGAAAGAAUAAAUAGCCCCACACCUUCUCCGUGUUUACUCUUGUGUUCAGCUUAGGGCGUUACUGCUUUUAGAUUUCAGUCACCAAGGAACUUCUGCUGAGGUUUGUGACAAACUGAUUCAUCAGUAUUUCAGUACCAUUUUCUGCGUUGAGCUAGCUUAACAAGCAAAUACUGCGCAGUUGCAGCUGAUCUUGCCAGGUGGUCUUCUCGCUCUGGAAAUACUCUUUUAAACAUAAUGUGGGUCGAAUGUGAAUACUGUGUUGGACUUCAAGUGAGUGCUUGUGCUUAAAAAAGGACCAGAGAAGAAUAUGUAAUUGUUUUUACACCUCCUACGUUAGUGCUGACAGAUUGUUCUGUGUGAUUCAUUGCUCGCUCUCCAGAGCAGAAGUUUUAAGCGCUUAAGCUCUGUGUUGGGAGAACGUCGUUCUUGCCUCUGAGAUGGCAUGAAAGUGCUGUACAGCUGCUGAAGCCUCUUGCUGUUGUAUCCGUAGCUGGCUGUGAGACAUUCUGUACUGUGAGACUUGGAUUGCGAGGCAUCCAGUAAUCACAGGCAAAACUUGGUUUGUCAAGAGAGAGGGUUUUUUUCUUCAUUUCUUCCCCUUCAUGUGUCUAAGUUAAAUCUAAUUAUGCUGUUGUGUAACAGACUAGGUUUAAAGGCAGCUACAAACACUCAAUGGCCUACUCUUGUGCUUGCAGCAGAACAGAAGGUCAUGCAAGUUCUUCAUUGGCUCUUACACUAUUAAAACACCAUAGAAUCAUAGGAUAUCCCUAUUUGGAAGGGAUCCACAAGGAUCACCGAGCCCAACUCCUGGCUCCACACAGGUCUACCCAAAAACUCAGGCUAUAUGACUAAGAGCACAGUCCAAAUGCUUCUUAAACUCUGACAGGCUCAGUGCCGUGACUGCGUCCCUGGGGAGCCUCUUCCAGUGCGCGACCACCCUCUCAGUGAAGAACCUCUUCCUGAUGUCCAGCCUGAACCUCCCCUGCCUCAGCUUGACACCAUUCCCUCGGGUCCUGUCACUGGUCACUAAGGAGAAUAGAUCGGCGCCUGCCCCUCCACUCCCCCUCAUGAGGAAGCUAUAGACCACGAUGAGGUCUCCCCUCCCUCUGUAGCCCAGUGACAACAGGAUGCUUGUACCUCAAAGCAGGACCUGGUUGGUGACCAGGAUUAAAAUAGGAUAGGAGUUUCAUGCUCCCUUUCCUUGGACUGUCAGUUAAAUGUUUGUUUUCCCAGCAAGCAGAUACAAAAGCCUUCUAAAGUUUGUCUUGGAGUUUAAACUUUAGCUGCAUGUGGUUCUCACUUGUCACACCCAAGCCUGUGCUGGAUGUGGCGUUCUUUCAGUAUGAAGUCCUGGUAGCUAUAAUCUUUAGUUGUAUGCUAUAAUAUUUGCCCAGUAAGGGCAAUUGUGAAACAGAAGCAGUACAAGUAAUAUGCAAUAGAUUGCGUAUAUACAUCUAUCAGGAAAUAAGCAGAUGCUUACUAACUUUAUAUUUAUGAAAAGAUAACAAAACUCUCUUCCCUUCCUCCUUUCUCCCCCACUUUCAGCCAUUCCUUCUCUGGUAGGGUUUGCUCUGGCUAUCAAACCUACUAUGCCACCUUUCUCCCCUCUUCUUAUACUGCUACAAGUAAAAUGUUACCUGGGAGGUUUCUGUCUCUCUCUCAUAGUGGCUUUACAAGCCCCACAAGUAAUUUCCAAAAAAAACCCAGCCUUCUCAGGGGAGGGUUAAAAACGCUUCUGUUUUUGCUUUUCUAGUUCAACUGCAUCCAUACGGUUGUGUUUUCAUUAGUCCAUCUUAGAACAACAGCCAGAAUGUCAUUAUGCUAUAAAAUCAAAACUCUUCCUCCAGUAUCCCCUAUGUUUGAUCUCUUUUCUUUGGCUUGCUCAUACACCAGACUACAGGGGCUGAAUGUCAUGUGUGAAAACUUGGAUUUAAUGCAUGGUCCUUCUCAAAGCCAUUUCAAGCUUCAUUUCAAAGUUGAGGAGAAAUGAGAAUCUCACAUUAUGGGCUUAACUUGUACUUACUUAAAUUCAUCUUGGAGGGAACUAGUGACAAUUUGGAAGACAUACAAGUCAUAAAAACAGCUUUCUCCUUCCUGUUUAAACAGUUUCAGCUUUUGUUUUGGUGAGAUUUCGAGAGUCAGUGAAUGAAAAAAAAAAAGGAAGAGGAAGUUCAGAAAAAGGGAGGGAGAAAAGGAUGGAGGAAGUGAGUUUGCUUGGUCACUUGACACUGCAGAGUAAAGGGAACGCAGGUCAAGGGAACAACUUUGAAAGCAAGGGGUGGUGGUGAGUCAGGCAGCAGUCACCAGUGUGACUCUUCUCCAAGUUGCAACAGCUGUAAUCGUGAACUUGUGCAUUUCCCAGUUAAACUUAAGAGUGGCCUCUGAUAGUCCCACUGGAUUGCUACAAUCGCACGUUUGUUCCACUUGGUAUUGUUGUGAAAUACUGACUGAUCACCCCCAUCUUCCUUUUCUGUCCACCGGAUAAAGUAACAAUGGCAUUUGUGAAGAGCGGCUGGCUGUUCCGGCAAAGUACUAUUUUACGGCGUUGGAAGAAGAACUGGUUUGACCUAUGGUCUGAUGGCCGUUUAAUAUUCUAUGAUGAUCAGAAUCGCCAUGAUAUAGAAGAUAAAAUCCACAUGCGAAUCCAUUGCAUCAACCUCAGAGUAGGGAAUGAAUGUCGAGAUUUCCAGCCUCCAGAGGGGAAGCAGAGAGACUGUUUACUGCAGAUUGUUUGUCGUGAUGGAAAGACAGUCAACCUCUGUGCAGAAAGUGCAGAUGACUGCCUGGCAUGGAAAAUUGCUCUUCAGGAUGCCAGAACACACACAGGCUACGUAGGAUCUGACGUGAUAUAUGAUGAGACAGCCAUUUCCUCAGCCCCUCCUCCCUAUACAGCUUAUGCUACACCAUCACCUGAGGUUUAUGGCUACGGUCAGUACAAUGGUGCAUAUCCUGCUACGGGUCCUCAAGUCUUCUAUGCCUCCAAUGGACAAGCCUAUGCUGUUCCCUACCAGUACCCGUACCAAGGACCUUACGGCCAACCCCCUACAAACCAUGUCAUUAUUCGAGAGCGGUACUGUGACAGCGAUGGAGACCUUGCACUCAGCAUGCUUGCUGGAGCAGCGACUGGAAUGGCUCUGGGAUCAUUAUUUUGGGUCUUCUAGACUACCCAUUCCUAAUCUUUGUAGUUCCAAAAACCUUUGUGUGCAAUAAUAUAUUGGCAAUGUUGUUUACUGUUCAACUUUUAAAUGCAAUAGUUAUUUUUCAGUAGCAACAUCUUAACUGAUUCUUAACUGUCCAAAGGAGAGUUUAAAGGCACUAUUUAGUUAAGCUCUGUUCUGAUGUAGUAGGGUCUGUAGUGAUAAGGAUCAAUAUGAGCACCAGUGUAACACACUAGCAGUCAGUAGCUUAAUGAACAGACUGUUAACAAACACUGUAGAAGGAUAUUCUUGGGGGGUCUAAAAUCCAGGCCAAACAGCAGGUUUAUAGGAGCCCUGAAUUAGCAUAUAUAUACUACUGGUUUCUGAACAUUCCCCACACAAACAUACAGCUCAGUUCAAAGUCCUUGGCAUCAGGCAAUCUGCCAUGCUUAAGGGCUUUCUGCUUUUAAACUUGCCUGCAGAUGGUAGUGUGUUUUCUUAAAUGGAGUCCUAUACUUGUCUUUGACACCAUCUAGGCAAAGUUGUCUGAAAACAUAUAAAGCAAACUGCUAAGAAGCAGUGGCAGUCCUCAGUUCUUUUAUUCUCCCAGAAAUGUGAAUGACCAGUGGCAAGGAAGACCAGUAUUUGGUGUUCCAGCUUGCUCUUUAUCCUGAAUCACUCCCAUCUGUUCAGAUGGGAGCAAUGGAUCUUUAGUUUCACAAGUUGUCCUCCUUGUCUGUAGAAGUCAGUCUCAUCAGAUGCUGUAACCACCACACUACUGAGGAAGAAGCCAUUGCCUGAUCUCUUUGAUAUCUCAUGACGACAUUGCUGUCUCUGCAGAAGGAGAGCUAACUUGAACAACCCUUGCCUUGUCAGCCCUGCCAUUUUUCCCUCUGCAUGCAGUAAUAGUCAAGAGAGAAGGGACACAAACAGCACAAGUGCAUAUCAGCUGCCUUGCCACAACUGGGAUAGCAUCUGCUUCUCCUCAGCCUGCAAGGUUUCCUGAACCAGGUUCAUUAUUUGCAACUAGGUUUGAGCACAGCUGAGACUGGGUUUGUUCUAUGCACAGUACCCCUCACCUACAACAGGUUUCUUCUUUGCUUCCAUGAUUUAAGGAAAACACUCCAAGGAACCUAUCUGGCUGUUUAUGGUUUUGUGGCUGGUUCCUUACACAAUAUGCUCCUGUGCUAUGAACUAAAACCCAGAGUGCAACCAUUGUGUGUUGUAGUGUUUCAUUAUCCUGCUGUAAUCCAUGCUGAGCUGCGCUUGGCAGAGGAAGGAAAGCUGAGAAGAAAUGCACCUUUCUUAAUGAAGUAAAAAGAGGCAGGGUGCCCAAGUUGAAUUCUGUAUAGUAAGAGGACUUAUUUUUAUACUUUCGCUUUCAGCUUCCUGUAAUCAUACUGUUGUAAUGUUAAGGCUUUCUUCUUUUUAUGCUUUCAUUCAGAAGUCAAUUUAUUUCCUCAGGGUUCAGAGGGUUUCAGGUAUGUCAGAAAAGAUGAAAGUAGAUGAGAACUUGCAUCUGUAUAAAUAUAGGUCAAGCUCUGACAUUUUUCAUUUCAUGCUAACACUGUUUUGGCUGUAUCCUAUGUAUUAAAGCAACAGAGGUCUUAGACAAGUUUGGAUAACAGGCAAGGGAAAUACUAAGUUUUCCUGACUCUUAGGACCAACACCAAUUAACUGAAGUCAUCAGAAGAAAAACGUACGUUGUCUUGGCUGCAUUACUAAGAUUGGACCUAAUCCAGGGAUCGUAAACUUUCAAGAAGCUUUGGCUUGGAGCCAUAUAUCAAUGUCCAUGCAUGUCCUUUCAAAGAUUAAUAAAAGCUGCAUAUGUUCUGCCAA
Cygnus olor (mute swan) is the source of this 5538-nucleotide messenger RNA. RefSeq names its product pleckstrin homology domain containing B2 (gene PLEKHB2). Gene Ontology annotation, biological process: regulation of cell differentiation. Gene Ontology annotation, cellular component: membrane. Bases 3055 to 3723 code for a protein of 222 amino acids. NCBI's taxonomy places the organism in Eukaryota, Metazoa, Chordata, Aves, Anseriformes, Anatidae. The record is from RefSeq and is a predicted model, not a curated record. The transcript is spliced from 8 exons.